Sardina pilchardus (European sardine) is the source of this 6445-nucleotide messenger RNA. RefSeq names its product phosphoinositide-3-kinase, regulatory subunit 1 (alpha) (gene pik3r1). Gene Ontology annotation, biological process: insulin receptor signaling pathway; phosphatidylinositol phosphate biosynthetic process. Gene Ontology annotation, cellular component: phosphatidylinositol 3-kinase complex. Gene Ontology annotation, molecular function: 1-phosphatidylinositol-3-kinase regulator activity; protein binding. The transcript is spliced from 15 exons. The record is from RefSeq and is a predicted model, not a curated record. NCBI's taxonomy places the organism in Eukaryota, Metazoa, Chordata, Actinopteri, Clupeiformes, Clupeidae. Bases 610 to 2790 code for a protein of 726 amino acids.
CAGCCUGGAAUAGGGUUGCGCUGCAGUCACUCGGGCGGAGUCGUCCUGUAAAUCGGGUGCACGAGCCAUCUAAAUUUACACUUUAUAUUACUUUCCAACGAUCGGGUACAAUUGGAUUCACUACCCAGACUUAUACCGAGGAACGAAACUUUAUUUUCUUAUAUUCCCUGCAAACAGUUGGUCUUUUUUUCUACUGGAAGAACCAUCGGAUCUUACAGUUACCAUAGCCUUUACGGGAAGGAAGGAAGAUUUAGUCGGGUUAGCUAGCUUUUGACUGGGCCCCUAUCACGCAAGUUAGGGGAACACACAUGACUUAUCUUCUGCAGGCCUUUUGCAAAUGGGAUCACUCUGUCUAAAGCACCAUGCGGGUGCCAUGGACCAUUGGCCCAUUAAUAUGACCUGAAGAACUUCAUGAGAUUAUUUCCAGAACUCCUGAGAAUGAUAUAAGACACUCAACGUUUUUGUUAGGACAUUUACAAGUUGCUGUGUGGUGUAUGUAUAGAAGUUUUUUUUUUCUUUAAAGAAAAAUCUUAAGUACGGUGAUCCUCAACUGGAAGGAUUUGUCGUUACCGUGAAAUAUCAGCUGUGAAAUAGUAAGUAAAUAUCAAGAUGAGCGCUGAAGGAUACCAGUACCGUGCGCUUUAUGACUAUAAGAAGGAAAGGGAAGAGGACAUUAGUCUGCAUAUUGGGGACAUCUUGAUAGUUAGCAGAGGUGCCUUGUCGGCCCUCGGCUUCGCGGAUGGCAUGGAGGAAAAGCCAGAGGACAUAGGCUGGCUGCCUGGUUUCAACGAAACCACCCAGGAGAAGGGGGACUUCCCUGGGACCUACGUGGAGUUCAUUGGGAAGAAGAGGAUUUCGCCUCCCACCCCAAAACCAAGACCUCCCAGGCCUCUACCUGUCGCCCCAGGUCCAACAAAGACUGACUCGGACGGCGAACAAGCCUCUACGCUGUUGGACCUGAUGGAGCAGUUUGCGCCGCCUGAGAUCGCUCCUCCCAUGCUCCUGCGUCUGAUCGGGGCCAUCGAGCGAAAGGGUUUGGACAACCCCACGCUGUAUCGCACCUUCACUGCGGGCGGUGGCCUGGAGGUCCGGCAGUGCUUUGACGGCGAUGCCCCCAUGUCAGACCUGGACCAGUUUGACCUGCCCGUGCUGUGUGACGGACUGAGGCGCUACUUGCAAGACCUUCCCCAGCCUGUCGUCCCCGCUGCCAUCUACACCGAUUUGGUCCUCAUUGCCCAAGAGGUGGCGAGCCCAGACGAUUGUUCCGUGCGUCUGCGUCGCGUGCUGCAGUCCCAGGCGGUGCCCCCUCAGCACUGGCUGGCGCUCCAGUGCCUGCUGCGCCAUCUUGCCCACGUGUGCCAGGCGUCGGCCCGCAACCUGCUCAGCGCCCGCGCCCUGGGAGAGAUCUUCAGCCCCCUGCUCUUCAGGCAGCAGGCCGCUAGCUGUGAACCCAGUCCUGACUCCCACAUAAGGAUCAUCGAAGUCCUGGUCACCAGCGAGUGGGGCGACACACAGGCUGCACCAGCCUUACCUCCAAAACCACCCAAGCCCACCCCUGUGACUAACAACGGUAUGAACAACAACAUGGCGCUGCAGGACGCCGAGUGGUACUGGGGAGACAUCUCAAGGCAAGAGGUCAACGAGAAACUCAGAGACACUCCUGAUGGUACGUUUCUUGUGAGAGAUGCUUCGACCAAAAUGCACGGAGACUACACGCUCACGCUAAGGAAAGGAGGCAACAACAAGCUGAUCAAAAUUUUCCAUCGCGACGGGAAGUACGGCUUUUCGGACCCCUUGACUUUCAACUCUGUGGUUGAGCUUAUCAACCACUACCGGCACGAGUCCCUCGCCCAGUACAACCCUAAACUUGAUGUGAAAUUGCAGUAUCCUGUGUCAAAGCACCAGCAGGAUCAGGUGGUCAAGGAGGACAACAUCGAAGCUGUGGGGAAGAAGCUGUUCGAGUACCACCAGCAGUACCAAGAAAAGAAUCGAGAGUACGACAGACUGUAUGAGGAGUACACAAGAACAUCGCAGGAAAUUCAAAUGAAGAGGACUGCCAUCGAAGCCUUCAACGAGACCAUAAAGAUCUUCGAAGAGCAGUGCCAGACUCAGGAGAGGUACAGCAAGGAGUAUAUUGAGAAGUUCCGGCGCGAGGGCAACGAGAAGGAGAUCCAACGGAUCAUGGUGAACUACGAGAAGCUCAAGUCGCGCAUUAGCGAGAUCGUGGACAGCAAACGGCGCCUGGAGGAGGACCUCAAGAAGCAGGCGGCCGACUACCGUGAGAUCGACAAGCGCAUGAACAGCAUCAAGCCCGACCUCAUCCAGCUACGCAAGACCAGGGAUCACUACCUUACGUGGCUCACACAGAAGGGUGUCAGGCAAAAGAAGCUCAACGAAUGGCUAGGCAUCAGCAGCGAAAAUAACGAAGAUCAAUACUCGAUGGUGGAAGAUGACGAGGACUUGCCACACCACGACGAGCGCUCGUGGAAGCUCGGCAACAUCAUCCGCACACAGGCCGAGGCCCUUCUGCGGGGCAAGAGAGACGGAACAUUCCUGGUACGGGAGAGCAGCAAGCCUGGCUGCUACGCCUGCAGCGUGGUUGUGGACGGUGAGGUCAAGCACUGCGUCAUCAACAAGACGCCCUCGGGCUACGGUUUCGCGGAGCCCUACAACCUGUACAGCUCGCUGAAAGAACUGGUCUUGCACUACCAGCAUACGUCUCUCGUCCAGCACAAUGACUCUUUGAAUGUCACGUUAGCGUACCCUGUUUACGCACAGCAGAGACGAUGAGGACUUCCUUCACCGGGAUAAAAAAACUAAAAAACUUGUCUCCUCCUCCUUCUCCUUCCCCCCCUCACUCGACUGCGGGACUUUGCGGGAAGUGUGCAGGCAUUCUGAAAAGGACGGAGAGGAGCUUGGCUUGGAACACUGUGGGAGAUUGAGAGAUGGAGAGAUGCCUUUUGUCAGGGUGGCUGGUGGACAGAUGGGUGAGGAAGAUGAAAGAGGCUGCGUUUGCCUUUUUUCUUUCCACCCUCCUCCCCUUGUCAGACUUUAACUGGGAAGAUGAACGAGGGAAAGUGAGAGAGACGGAGAGAGAGAGAGAGAGAGAGAGAGAGAGAGUGAGCAAGAGACAAAUGGAAUGGAACCCAAAUACACACAAAUAUAUAAAUAUCUAUAUAUUACUAUAUCUAAAGAGAAAAAUAAACAUUUCAGCCUCUGAGACGUUUGAACUGGUGCCGGGUCUGAAUGUAGUCCCUCUUUCGCGCACUCUCUUUUUUGCCAGAGUGCAGUACCAAGAGGAAACUGUGGAACUCCUUUCCCUCCCUCCUCCUCGUCCUCAUCCCGUUCUCUCCUCCCUCACCUCUCAUCAUCACUCUCUCUCCAACCUAAAAUGGAGGACGUCGGAGGCCUUUUCCAAAUGGUGCUUGUUCAUGUUGAAGCUUUACCUGAUGGAAUUUCGUUACGCAGUUCAACCACCGCCGCUACCCUCCAUCACCUGACCCCACACCGGCACCACCUGCCUGUAGUGGGCUUAAUGUUUCUAACGUUUCCUGCGCCCCUUGAGCCCCCACCUCCACCUGCCCCCCUACCCCACCCCCCACUCUAUUCAGGUCUCUGUGUGUGUGUGUGUGAGUGUGCCUGUGUGUGUGUAUGUGCGUGUGUAUGUGCGUGUGUGGGUGUGUGAGCGAAAGUGGUGUGUACAUUAGUGUCGAUGUGACCAAAACUCACAGUAUCUGAAAGCUAAAAUCAUCGUCGGGGUGCUUAACAUUUGUGAUGUUUUAAAGAAACGAAAACAAACUAAAAGACUCUAAAACAGAAAUGGACAGACCAUGGAACAGCUGAUAUAUGUAGCAAGAUGGCACUUUUUUUCUCUCUUUUCUUUGUCUUUUAUUUUUUAUUUUAUUUUAUUAUUUUUUUUGGAAAAAUUAAAAGAGCAUAUAUACUCAACCUGUUUCUCAGAGACUCCUUUGAGACGUCUGGUCUCGCUGGGAGUGUGUUUGAGUGUGAGGCAGUGGGCUCAGCCUGUGGCAUUUCUCCUGUGAUACCCCCCCCAUAGGACAGACGCUGGGCUCUUGGCUCCCUAACGGACUGGUAGAAACAGUGUGACCGCAGCAGCCUGCAACGGAAAAGACAAAAAUCUUUCAUUAUGAUGUACAUACAGUGAAACCUGUGAUGACGAUGACUUACCGUAUUGUACCAAAAAAAAAGCUCAGUUCCUAUUUUUUGUUUCUCAGUUUAUUCUAAUCUGCUAUGCAAUUCUGUAUCUCUCUCCUCUCAGCAAGAUCAGUUUUUAUUUUUCAUGUUGCUACCCAUAAUAUAAGCAUGUUUUAUUUGCUUGGAAAAGUCUCUGUAUUUUUGCCCAUGACCAAUAUCUAAGUCAAGAGGAUAUAUUAAGUGUCAAAAUGCCAAGAAACAUAGUCUCAGUUUUCAAACCCUAAAGAAAAGAGAAACAGAUUUUACUUUUAUUACAGAUGUCUUUAUGAGAAUACAGAUGUAUAGAUGGAGAGAAGAAAGAUGAACAAUUUUAUUAGUUAUUUUUACUUUGAACUACUGUCCUCCUGGGUAGAGCCUAUGGGGGGAUCUUUCAACUCAAUUUCUUCUUCUUUUUUUUUUUUACAUUUUCUUCCCUUAACAAAGCAGUAUACAGUCAAGACAUGCAUAGCAAACACAUGAUUAGUAUAUUCCCACGUUGCUCAAACGUGUUUUUUUUUUUUUUUUUUUUUCCAAGAGUUUUAUUUUAUGAAAGUUUUAAUUUUCCAUUUGUGAGGGAAGGAGAGCGAAAAAGAGUUAGUUUUGUGGAAUGGCAGAAAUAAUCGCAUGCUCAGUUUGGAGACGGGGAAGAAAAAAGGUUUCCUUCUCAUUCCUUGGUCCAUACAGUAUUUUUUCUGUAUCAGAAAAUUCUUAAUGAGUGUUUACAUGGGUGUGAACGGGCUCAUUUCGACUAGUGGCUGAAUGCUUGUGACCAUGCAUUGUUUUCUUGACCUAUGUUUCUGCCACCGGAAAAAAAUAAAAGAAAGAAAAAAAUCUAGAUUUUUUUUAAAGAAAAUAAACCAAAUUAGACACAGCUGCCAACUCGAUAGCGCACAUCUUUCUUUUCUACAUUUUUUUUCUCUCAUCUAUAACAGUAUUUGAAGCUUGACUGAUUUUGUUCAAGUCUGUAUUACAUAUGGUUUGCCGUCAGUGCAAAUCCUCAGUAAAGUACACAAAUUAUAUGCAGCACUUAUCCUGCAGUAUGAAAAAAGCUUACGUUGUACUUCGCAUCAGUGAGUAUCGGUAUAAAACAUGCAUUCUUCUGAUUCGUUAAUAGAGUGUUCCGGUGUGUUCCACCUUGUUCUUUGGAUCAUUUAUUCUCAUUUUUGAACAAUCAUCACCUUUUUUUUUCUUUUGUUCUGGUUUAAUCAUUGAUCAACACGUUAUACUCUAACAUUGCACCACUUUAGUUCCUACUGGGCCUGAUUGCCUUAAAACAUAUUAAGAUGACUUUAUUUUAUACAAGGUUCAGUCCUUGUUGGCACCUGUUGCAAAUUUAGCCCGUAUGUGUUUAUCCCUACUAGAAACAAUUCUUCAAAGAUGUAUAAGUGGAGAAUAAUUUGUAAACAUGUUUUAUUUUCGUUUCUCUUCACUAUCAGUCUAAUUCUGCCCUUUUGCUUUCGAAAAAAGACUUUAGGUGGAUGUAGCAAAUUUGUCUAUUUUUUUCCCCUUUAAUUUUACAAAUAGAAGUUGUCAAAUUCAGGUAAUCGUCACACCUGUCUUAACUGGCAAAGAGACUUGAGUCAUUGGUUGCCAAUGCCAAAAGGACUGCCUAAGUAGCAGGUGUGAAGUUAACCAUGCCAUCCCAACUAAUAUCCCACCAGAAGCAGUGUGACCAUUAGGCUUUUGUUAGUGUGGACUUGCAUUGGAGAGUUGAGAAGUCCGGGAGAGCCAUGACUUGAGGACGCGUAGGCUUUUAACAGUCCUAAAAUUAAAAUGCCUCUCCCCCCACCCCACCCCAGUUUAUUCAAUUAAUUAAAAUGAUCAACUUGAGAUUCACAGACAGCAUUCAAAGAAAACUAAGCACUGUUUUUUUAGAAAAAAAUAAAAUAAAUCUACUUGUCCUAUCUACAGCAAAUAUUUUUUGUUCUCUCCCUUUAACAUUUGUUAUAUCAUUGUAGUUUUUUUCCAAAGGUUUUUGAGGCCUUUGAGUUAUUUGUUCACAUAGUUGAAAGUGUUGUUAGUUGUUUGGCCAUUGUUUCUGAGAAAAUGCGGCACCAUUUUUUUUAAAACAUUUCCUCCCCUUCUUUUUUUCUGUUUUCCUUUCAGGCUUGGUUUACGGUAAACUUGAGAUGAUUGUGUCAGAAAUAUUGAGAUUAAAAUUUACCGGUGUGUCCCAGUUUUAAAACUGCUUAAAAAACCUGUAUGGGCUUUGUGAAAAAUAAAUAAAAAAAUGUUUUUAAGAAAAAAAAAA